Papilio polytes (common Mormon) is the source of this 2746-nucleotide messenger RNA. RefSeq lists its product as uncharacterized. Lineage: Eukaryota; Metazoa; Arthropoda; Insecta; Lepidoptera; Papilionidae. The transcript has 6 exons. The coding region runs from base 1103 to 2746 and encodes 547 amino acids. The record is from RefSeq and is a predicted model, not a curated record.
AUCUCUUUACGCUCAUAGUAAAAUACCUAAACAUUUGACAUCUACUUUUUACUUAUUCCUGUCCCGCUCACUCAUGCAGGGGAUUAUUGUUAGUGGAAUGCGCGCGUCGGCUAGUCUCACUACACGAGGCAUUAAGGCGGAAUAUCUUAUUAGGCGGCACAUGAUAGCACUCUGUUGCUAUCGAAAUAGAGUUGAUUUUAACGUGCUUAGUCGAAGUAAUUUUUCUUCUAACAUGUCGACAGUGUUACGAGACUAUCCAUAGUGACUACCUACUUUGUAAGAGUACAAUCAUAAAUCUUGUUUAUAAUCAGGAAUAAUUAUGUGUCUAAAUAAGGAUUUAAACAUGUCAAAAAAUUGGUAAAUUUACAAAAAAAAAUAUGGUCCUUAUUGAAUUUUUUGAAACUCAAAAACAGGCUCAUAGUUUAGCAGCAAGUUAUGAAAAGUCCUUGAGAACUAGUCUCGUAAGGAGUGCGGCUACGUCAUCGACGGUAUUUUUGUAGGUAUGUAUACCACUAGCUUUGGCCUGAUUGGCCAACAAAGCCUUGUCGGCAGCCAUUUUGUUCAAUGCUGAGUCACCAAAAGGUGAAAAAUAUACAUGAACCGCACUCCCCACGAGACUAUACAACGGUAUUGGGCAUUUCCCUCGUGAACACAAAAUUUGGGAUUCAUGUUCCCGCAAACUAUGCGUGAGGAUAGGAGAUAUUUCUUUAAAAUUUUCCUGAAGAGUUUUCUUCAAUUCUGAAAAAGUUUUGACGAAUAAUAAUAUAAAUAACUGGGAAGUUUCAAAAAGUUAUACAAACAACAAGACGGAAGUUUGUUUUCCACCUUAUCCUUAGUCGCCGCAGGUCGUCGCCGGCAUACACACGUUUGGGCGUAAUUGAAUUUCCGAAAAAAAAUUGUGUUGAAUAAACAACGAUCGCAUAUUUUGUUAAAGAAUUGAAACAAUUACCUGUCAAGAUUUCAGUGCAGUUGUUACGGAGUGCAGUGCUAGUGUUUACGUAGCUUUCAGAAGCUAAUGUCACAAACGGACAUAUGAUGUAGUCGUGCCUAUCUCCUGGAUCUUAUGGACUUGUUGAGUACAGUGGCUUAAGAAAACUCAAACAUGACGGAAACUACGAUAGUGAAGGUGAAAACCGAGCGGCCUGAUGAGGCGGAGAUCAGGGAAUUGGCUGCUAAGAUGGUGGAGGCCAAUAAAGCGAAGGCAAUAGCAGCUUCUGCAGCGGUGCCUCGGCCUCCAGGUUUGGCGGGAGCGGCACCUGUUGGCCCUGGAGGUCAGAUGGGCAUCCUGAAUUAUUUAAACCGAAAGAAUGGUGUAUCAAUCGAGGUGCAGAGGCCCACUUCUGAUGAAAAGAAGACGCCGGCCCCAGAUGAAGCCAGUUAUAAAGGUCAUUUCGGCUGGGAUAUGCUCGGCAAAUGUCAUAUACCUUACAUCUAUCGUUCCGGCGAAAAGUAUGUUGCGGUUCGCAUGGUGGAGAUAAAGCUUCUCAACAAGUAUUUGAACUAUCUACACGCGGACAUUUACUCCUGUACAUGUAUCAGGAGCUAUUAUAUUACGGAAGUGGAAGCGCGGCUUCUCAACGAGAUAAACACGCGACAUUGUGACGGUCAGUUUGGUCGUGAUGCCUUCACUCAGAAGGAUUUAGUGGUGAGACUCUCGGAUGCUUACGAGUUCUAUAAUUUCUUGGACGUUUGUUACAACAAAUUGUUACGUGGUACGACCAAUAAUAAGGACAAGUGUGGCUUCAUUAGGAUAAACAAGGAGUCUGUAGUGCCGUACACAGUGCGUGAUAAUCAAAAGUUUGUUCCAUUAUUUUAUUUUGAAGGUGAGACGGACAACUUAAAGUUGAAGGCGGAUCAGCUGAAAGGCUGGGACCUGUCGUAUUUGAAGUUCUGCUGUAAAGUGCAAGGAAUACGGAAUGAACUGUUUGCCAGCGAAACUUGUUCAGUGAUAAGUUUGUCGGACAUUAAGAGCUACUUCCCGCCAGGAACGGAGUUCGAGGAGUACUGGCCCAACAAAGUGGUGGAGUCGCAGCUACUAAUAUCAGCCAAAGGGUCGGCAUCAGGCGGUGGGCAAUGGACACGCGCGCCGCCCGCCCCGCCGCCGGGCACGAGCAGUGCGCACGCGGCGAGCAGUGCGAGCGCAGCGGCGGCGAUGGGCGGGGCGCGCGGCCGCCGACCUGCGACGCGGCAUUCGCCCGCAGCCGCGGCGGCAGCGCUACAAAUACCGCACGGUGGACUUACCGCAGCUGCUGUUCAAGCACUCGCCAACAACUGGAAUCUGCCCGGCGCGCUCUCGCAGGCGCAAACGCAGCAGGUGCUGCGGCUCGCACAGGCGCAAGUGGCGGCGCAAGCGCAGGCGGCAGCGCGCUAUAACCUGGCGGCCAGCAUGCCGCAACACCGCUCGCAGCAUCAACGGAACGUGCAGUUUCCGAACAGUUCAAUAACAAUGGCGAUGGCGCAGCAGCCGCCCCCACCUCUGGUGCGGAGCACUGCGAACACCAACACCAUGAAUGUUCCACCUCAAGUCACAACCGGGACAAUGAAUGGCCACUCAACCUCUCUGUCCGUGGAGCCGCGCAAACGGCUUACCCCUAUAGCAGACAUCAAUACAAAUGGCAACCAUACGCCGUAUAAGAUCAAGUACAUGUUGCGGUCUGGCAUGGCGCUGGAAGAGCACGUGCAGCAGCAGACCCCGAGACCGGCCCAUGCACACCCACAACAUGCUAAGCGAGCACGUGCCAACUAA